UUGACGAGAGGUGAGACGGAACUUGUUGCAGGCUAUUGGCCGCUAGGAGUGGAGUGGUGCAACGUGUACGUAACCAGCGACGUGCUCGCCUGCAGCGCAAGCAUCAUGCACAUGUGUGGGAUCAGCAUGGGAAGGUACUUCGGCAUCAGGAACCCGCUCAAGACGAGGCAGUCCUCCAAGAGGAUGGUCGGCUUCAAGAUCGCCCUCGUCUGGCUGGUGUCCAUCCUAGUUUCUAGCUCCAUCACAUUACUGGGAAUACACGAGUCUUCCAACAUCAUGCCUGUGCCGAGGGUCUGCGUCAUAAAUAACCGUGCGUUCUGGAUCUUCGGCUCGCUGGUGGCCUUCUACAUCCCGAUGCUCAUCAUGGGGGUGACCUAUGGGCUGACGGUCCAUCUCCUGAGGAGGAAGGCCCAGUUCGUGGCGGCCGUCGGCGAAGAGGAGCAGAGCCACCUGCGGAGGCUGGGCGGCAGGUACCGGAGAGCGGACAGCACCAGGCAGCCCCACAGGGUCUCGGCUAGGGCCAGUGACAGGUACCGUAUGCCGGCUUUAGCAGAACGAAUUCCGGAAGUUUCCGACACAUGGCUGUCUCCCCUCCCCCUCCACAGCCCUCCCUUCUCCCUCACUCCUCCUCCCCCUCCCCCCCCCGCUCACCCGAACAAACACUGGUCGUUCGAUCUCAUUAAGGUUCAGGAGGGGUCGUAUUGUUUGACAAGGUCUCAGCUCAUUGUGCCUGGAAUGGCUAAAUCAAGCAAUGAACCUUGUAUUAAGUACCCCACAGCCCAAGAUGACCGAGGACGAUGUCUUGUGGUGUCCGGCCAAUUUUCAGUCAAUCAGCCACCACCUUAUCGGCAGCCGAACAAGAUUUGUCUUGACGGAUUGAAGGAUUUUAGAUCAGUACUUCCCAGAAUUUACGGCUUCCUUGGGAACAGGAAAGGCUUGUUCCAGGUUCCCACUGCUCCUCAGGACUGGACAGAAUACGAAAUCGAGAUACUGGUAAUAGAUCUGACGAGUAUUUCUGAGCAAAGCCUGUGCAGCUGUGCAGCAAGAACUGAAGGAGAUGCGUCUGCUCAAGCUGAAGAAGACGCCAAAAACAACAGAAGAAAAACAUUGAGGUUGCAGCUCAAUGCGACCACAACACCCCUAAAUCUCAGAUUAGAUUAUUUUGACGAUCUGGUGAACUGCAGGUUCCUGGCCAACCGGAGGCAGCGGCAGGCGAUGACCGCCAACGUGGUGGCCACCGAGCAGAAGGCCUCCAAGGUCCUCGGCCUAGUCUUCCUCACCUUCGUCCUCUGCUGGGCCCCCUUCUUCAUCCUCAACAUCAUCUUCGCCGCCUGCCCCGCCUGCUUCAUCCCCCCUCACGUCGUGGAUAUCUGCCUGUGGGCGGGCUACCUCUCCUCCAACAUCAACCCCAUCAUCUACACCAUAUUCAACAGGACCUUCAGGGAGGCUUUCAUAAGGCUGCUGAAGUGCCAGUGCGACGAUGACUACCAUCGCCCGCUGCGAUACCGCUCGGUGACCGAGGGGGGCCAGAGGACCCUGCCGUCCACGCUGUCACCCCAGGGGUCCCUGACCCCAGCAUCGGCCAGCUCUUACCUUAGGACCCCAUCGGCCUUCCCCGACACCUUCUGCAUAGCAGCCAGCCAGUGAACUCGUACUCAGGUUGCUAAGGACUUCCCACCAAUGGCGAUUCGAAUUUUCUUCAGACAUUAGAGAGUUCGGUCAGCCUGCGAGGCGUUUCCAUCACCUUAUAGUUCAACCUUCGAUGUGAACAAGUGGACGAGAGUUUAUCCUAUUCACUAACUUAUAUUUUGAAUAGAAUAUUCAGUUUCAGCAAUGAAGCAUAAACAUGGUUUCAAUGAUAAGCAUCAUAUGAUCAAAAAUUCGUUAACUACAGACCAAGUGUAAAUAAUAAAGUAAGCAAGAAAGAAUAUGUAAAUAAAUGUGUUGAUACAAAAACAGUUUUAAAAUAUGAGCUUAGUCGAUCAAUUUGGAUGGGCAAUAGAACUGUGUAACAAUCGAUGUUCACAUUACAAUAGUCUUCAUAUUCAAUGUAAAUAAUUGAUGUCGUGUCAUGCAUAUAAGUGUAAAUUAACAUUGCAUGAAUGUCAUUGUAAUAUAAUAACAAUAUAAUUGACAUUUGUAAUUACAACGAAAUAUGUACUUAAAUUAAAGAGGUUACUUAGCGAGUUAAAUUUUAUAUGGUAAUUUAAUUUAAAUUUUAUAAACCUGUGAUACUGAAAAUUGUUAUACGUGUACCAGUAGUUAACUAUCCUUAGAUAGCGUUGUGGAAUGCUUAGAAAAUUAGUGUAUUGUGACAAUUGUAGCAUUGUAAUUUUUAAAAAAUAUGUGCUAUAGACAUUGAGUAGACAAAUCCAACAAAUUUAGACAUUGGAAUAAGUAAAAAAUUAUAUUCCUAAAAAAAAUAGAAUUUAUGCCUAAACGAAACAGGUCAGUUUCCAAAAGACCACGAUAGGGGAAAAGCCACGCUAUACACUCCAAAUUUAUUUAUAUUGAUUAAAUUACGAUCAAUAUGUCAAAAAUAAAUUUGGGUAUAUAUUUAGUAACAUUAAGUCCUAAAUAUUCACUUAAACUAUGUAGGUGUCAAAUUUUAUUGGUCAUUAAAAAUUAUUAUAUAACAAAAAGGAAAAAGAGAACAGGUUAAUAAUUUGCACAAUACUGUUAAAAUUAUAAUAAAUAAAUAAAAGAGAUUUUUUGAGCAUACUGUGAAAAUCUAUAGUAACAAAUUAAAAAUAAAAAAAAAAGCUAAAUCUGAACCAUUUAUUUUAUAUUAUAUUAAGGUUAAACUAAACAAAAAAAAAAAACUAUUUAUAUUAAUAUCAUAGAUAAUAAACAUAUUCAUUGAGGUACUUAAUAAAUGCGAAACACGAAUGUGUUCAAAUUUAUUUGAAAAUUCCAAGUAAAAUAAGAAAAAUUAAGUCACCUAUUAGAAAAACAUAGUUCGCAUACAAUAUUUCUUUAUUGAAAAUUCAAUGAAUAAUAAAAACCUACAUUUAUCUCGAAAAAUUGUUUGAUACUUUGUAAUGUUAACGAUUGCAUCUGUAAACAUACACUGAAAGAGGUACUACAUGAAAUAUGUAAUAAAAAAUUAUAUCGAAAUCUCAAAAGUACUAUAAAGUUUAUUGUUCACCACAAAUCUAAUAAACAAAAGAAGCAUAAGUUGGAUAGAAUAAUCAAAUUUGUUUUUAAUGUAUAUCAGUAACAAACUAUUUUAUUACAAGAUGCAAUAUAAAUUAAAAAAGGUAUAGUCCUUUUUUAAAUACAUAUUACAUUGUAUUACAUUGGAUAGAUAUAACUUUAGUUAAACAUCGGAAGGAACUAUUACAAAAAAUAAUUGAAAAAAAUUAUAUGAUACUAACAAACGAAUAGUAUUAUAAAUAUAAUACUAUAAACUUAACAUUAUACUAAAAACAGUAAGUAAGCGAUAUAAUAAAAAAUUUAUGGUCAAUAAUACAACAUCUAACCUUCGGAGACCUAGAAACGCCUCAGUCAUUCCUUCAGUCAAAACUUGUAACUAGUUUGUAGAGCAUGUGUAACUUUGUACUUAAUACCUAUAUGUAACAUUAUGUUAUAAGUUUAUGUAAUGUUUAUAAUAAAAUAAUAAAUAUUUUAUAGUCUUCCUUCAUCUUAUAAAAAUGUAAAAAAAAAGAGAAAAAAAGAAAUUGGUAUUGUACAUUAAUUAUAGCAAUGAUAAACUCUU
Messenger RNA from Nezara viridula (southern green stink bug), 3718 nucleotides. Lineage: Eukaryota; Metazoa; Arthropoda; Insecta; Hemiptera; Pentatomidae. The record is from the annotation of a GenBank genome assembly.